GACACGCCCCCGUCCCACAAUGCACCGGGCGCUGGACAUGGCGGCGGUGUGAGCGGUGUGAGGGGCUGCAGAGCGGGAGGAGCCGGAAAUGGCGGUGCUGCUUCCACCCCGGGACUAGCUGCGGCCGCACUUCCUGUUUACCUCACGGCUUCCCUGCGGCCUGCCCAGCCGGGGCCUCGGCCCUGUCUGCUCCUGGCUUAUCGCUGCAGUGACUUCCCAGCCACUUGUCCAAUGGUUUGAUAAUUAUCAGGAAUAAUGGAUGGGGUCUCCAAGCCUCCAAACCAGGAGUCAAGGAAGCCACUGGCACGCAUGGGCCGCGGGGAGAGGCGAAUUGUGCGAGUGGUUUACAACCAAAAACACAAUAACAGAGGAGAUGGUAAACAAGUGAGAGAGAGCGAUGGCAGCUCCCCCGUCAUUGGUAAGAAUGGGAAGCAGGCAGAGCCCUGUCGCGUGAUUGUGGGAGACUUGCACAUCUGCAAAGAGAACACAGCUGAUUGCACUAGUGGCUCAGUGGAGUUGGGUCACACAAGAGCUAAAAGGUCUUCUCCAACGGGAAAUGCCAAAACGCCACCAGCUGCCAGGCCAGAACAAAAUGGUCCGAAAUCAAACCCACAGCCAGUUGUACAGCUCCAGAGAUCUAAUGAAAGCUCUCCAGACGCAGAGACACAAGAAGUAAUUGCAGAAUCAUCUCCAGAACAGCAGAAAUCUCCGGACACCUCGUGUCCACCAUGUAAAAGCACAGGAAGCGGUCCUGGCACUGAGACCUCUACAGAUGACUCCCCACUGGCAGACCAAGAGCUGGGCCUACAGCAAGCAGAGGAGAGGCUGGAGAGGGACUGCAUUCACCGCCUGAAGAAGAGAUCUCCCGACUUCCCCAACUGCCAGUAUCUAUGCAAGCUGUGCUCCAUCCACAUCGAGAACGUGCAGGGCGCUCACAAGCACAUCAAGGAGAAGCGACACAAGAAGAACAUCCUGGAGAAACAGGAAGAGAAUGAAUUGCGAGCUCUUCCGCCUCCUUCAGCAGCCCACAUUGCUGCAUUGGGUGCCACGCUGGUAAAUGCAGCAAAGGAACAUGGUAUAUCUCAGGAUGACUACCAGGCCAGGCAAGGAACAGUUAGCCAGAUGGAGACCAUCAUCCAGAAGUCGUUGCCUGAAUGUUCCCUCAGAAUGUACGGAUCUUCAUUGAGCAGAUUUGCAUUUAAAACAAGCGACGUUAAUAUAGAUGUGAAGUUUCCUCCGAAGAUGAGCCAGCCAGAUGUUCUAAUACAAGUUCUUGAUAUCCUCAAAAACUGUGCUCGGUAUAUAGAUGUUGAGUCUGAUUUCCAUGCCAAGGUUCCUGUGGUGUUCUGCAGAGUCAAGAAGAGUGGAUUGACGUGUAAAGUGAGCGCUGGAAAUGACACGGCGUGCCUUACCACCCAGUUACUUGCAGCAGUUGCUAGGCUUGAGCCUGCUCUAAUUUCCUUGGUGUUGGCGUUCCGCUAUUGGGCCAGGCUAUGUCACAUAGACUGCCAGGAAGAGGGCGGCAUACCAUCUUACUCCUUUGCCUUAAUGGUGGUAUUUUUUCUGCAGAAAAGACAGCCAGCAAUCCUGCCAGCGUAUCUGGGGUCCUGGAUAGAAGGCUUUGAAUCAAAGAGGCUGGAUGAUUACCAUCUGAAGGGUGUGUACGAGGAGCAUCAUGUGGAGUGGGAAUACCGACCGGUCAGCAAUGACAACAAGAGCUCAGGAGUAGAUGGAAGGGGAAGAGCAGCAGGAUGCAAAGCAGAGAGCCGGAAACACAAGCAGAGGCACGGAAAGUGCCGCUUGGUGCUAGAGCCUCCCCACCAGGUGUCCCUUGGUCAACUGUGGCUGGAGUUGCUUAAAUUUUACACAUUGGAGUUUGCAAUGGAGGAAUAUGUGAUCAGUGUGCGAGUACAAAGCCUUCUAAGCAGGGAGAGCAAGAACUGGCCAAAGAGGCGAAUAGCCAUUGAGGAUCCUUUUGCACUGAGGAGGAAUGUCGCAAGGAGUCUCAACAGCCAGAUGGUCUAUGAGUACGUUCUAGAGCGCUUCCGUGCAGCCUACAGAUAUUUUGCAUGUCCACAAAGCAAAGAGAGCAACAAAUCCAAAGUUGAAAAUAGGAGGAGUGAAGAGAUCAGCAGCGAGGAGCCCGGGGAUCAGAGCGUUACUGGCAGCCUGCGGGAAGGAAGCUAUGGGCUAGAGGCAGGGUCACAGACAGCGGGGUGCAAUGGCGCGGAGCGUCCUCCUGGCACCAUACAGAGGCUACUUGGGGAAGGCGAGGAGGCAGUUUGUGAAUUAUCAGAGACUGAGGAGACUGAUGAACUCUGUAGUGCAAAGGACCCCACCCCUGUUCCAGAUGUGCGUGAUACUACUGAAGGGAGGGGAGUGCUGGAAGCAGGGUCUUCUAGGGAUGAAAUAUGCACUUCUCCUACCUCUAGCCAUCAUGAAACCUUGAAGAAUGAAGGAAGCCUCACUGAGGAUGAUUUUCAUUAUAUCUUUGACAAACUUAUAUUGACUUCUGGGAAGCCUCCCACCAUAGUGUGCAGCAUCUGCAAGCGUGACGGCCACGCCAAACAUGACUGUCCUGAAGAUUUCAAGAAGAUCGACCUGAAGCCCCUGCCCCCCAUGAAUGCCAGAUUCCGGGAUAUUCUGGACAGAGUGUGCAGGAAGUGUUACGAGGAGUUUUCUCCUAAUGCUUCUGAGCAGCACAAUCGGGAGCAGAUCCUUAUAUACCUGGAGAGAUUUAUCCGGAAAGAGUUCAAUGGUAAAGCUAGACUGUGCUUAUUUGGCUCGUCCAAGAAUGGUUUUGGUUUUCGUGACAGUGACCUUGACAUCUGUAUGACCUUGGAAGGCCACGAGAAUGCGGAGAAACUAAAUUGCAAAGAAAUAAUUGAAGGCUUGGCGAAGGUUCUUAAGAGGCAUCCAGGCUUAAGGAAUAUUUUGCCAAUAACAACGGCCAAGGUCCCGAUUGUGAAGUUUGAGCACCGAGAGAGUGGCGUAGAAGGUGACAUCAGUUUGUACAAUACACUGGCUCAGCACAACACCCGGAUGCUGGCUACAUAUGCGGCUAUUGACCCAAGAGUCAAAUACCUGGGAUACACAGUCAAGUUCUUUGCCAAGCGCUGUGAUAUAGGUGAUGCAUCAAGAGGGAGUUUAUCCUCCUAUGCGUAUAUCCUGAUGGUCCUGUAUUUCCUACAGCAGAGGGACCCGCCCGUCAUACCGGUGCUACAAGAGAUAUAUGACGGGCAUGUUACUCCGCAGAGGAUGGUGGACGGCUGGAACGCCUUCUUCUUUGAUAACACAGAAGAGCUGAGAAAUCGCUUUCCGUCCCUGGGAAGGAAUACGGAGUCUCUGGGGGAGCUUUGGCUCGGGUUUCUUAGAUUUUACACAGAAGAGUUUGAUUUUAAGGAAUAUGUCAUCAGCAUCAGACAGAAGAAAUUACUGACCACCUUCGAGAAGCAGUGGACGUCUAAGUGCAUCGCCAUUGAAGAUCCAUUUGACCUCAAUCAUAAUCUUGGAGCUGGAGUCUCCAGGAAAAUGACUAAUUUCAUCAUGAAGGCGUUCAUUAAUGGAAGGAAGCUGUUCGGGACCCCGUAUUACCCACAGCCUGGGCAUGAAGCCGAAUAUUUCUUUGAUUCUAAAGUCCUGACAGAUGGGGAGCUGGCUCCUAAUGACAGAUGUUGUCGAGUGUGUGGGAAGAUUGGCCACUACAUGAAGGACUGCCCCAAGCGCAGAAGGAUCAAGAAGAAAGACAACGAGAAGGAUGAUGAGAAAGACGUUAAGGAGGAAGAGCGGGAACUCAGGGAGAAGCGGUGCUUUACUUGUGGUGAACUGGGACAUGUCCGCAGGGAUUGUCCUGACAACAAUACAGCACGACAGAAGAACAACAACAGCAUUCUGGCUUCUCAGAUCUUAAGCCUCAUUGUCCCUCAGCCAGUGCUCACCCCACUACAACAAAUGGAGCGCCCCACACGCACCCGGCAGAUUUCAGAAUCGUCAGAACCUCAUCACUCCUCCUAUUCCCCGCAGCCUCAGGCAUUCGCACAGAACUCCAUAGGCCAGACGCAGCCGCAGCAGCAAGCUCCUCCGGUGCAGAAUCCUCUCCAGGUUCAGCGGCCUAUGUUUAAUUUUGCACACACCCCAGCCCCUCACUUCUCUGCUCUGCACAAUCUUGGGCUCCUGCCUCUUCCUUCUCAGAUCCCUAUGCACAACACGGCAUGGCCCAUCCACGGGCAGAUGCUUCGCUCUUCCUCUGGGAAUCCUCCUCACUCUAGCGGUGUCUCCUUUCCUGCAAGACCUGGCAGCAGCAACACCUCCGCACCCAAUCAGAGCACCGUCAAUCUGAACGAUCCUAGCAUUAUCUUUGCCCAGCCUGCUGCCAGGCCUGUGGGUAUUCCCAAACCUACCCACGAUGGACAUUGGCACAACUCCCAGACUCCUAACCCACUGGUGAGCAAUGGAACAGUGAGUGGCACAGAUCAGGGAUAUCCAGCACAGUUUGGGAAACCAUCACCUCCCUGGGAGCGCAAUACCCAGCCUCAUUACCCUCUGAUUCCAGGAUCAUGGCCUUACCCCUUACCCCAGAACUUCCUGCAGCAGGGACCUCCUGGCUUUCAUUCCAAGACGUACUAUUCUCCAGCUGCCUCAUUGAUCCAGAACGGACAGCAAUUCCCAGUCUUAUCACAAGGGCAUCCUCACCUGAACGCCAAUAACAUCCAGCAGAAGAAAUGAGCGCCACAUGUAGCAGCAGCCGUUCUCCCAGUGGCCAGGAAUGAGUCGUUAGGGCCUGUCUGCGGAAUUAGAACAUAUAAUAUGUAUAAUGUGUAAAUAUAUCGGCUUUAGAUGUACUGGAAUCAUUCCUUUGAGUGAUGCAUUUCUUUUAUUUCAUUGCCCCAUUUUGAGGGCAGCCUUGUGUUCUAUUCCAGUAAAAUGUUUUAAAAAAGGAGAAAAAAAUGAGAGCAUAAAAUAAUAAUAAUAAGUUCUUUAUUUUCUUUUUGCUCUACUCAAUGCCGGCUGCUUCACGCUCUCUAAAUGUAUAUAUUUUAGUUAUAAAAAGAGGAUUUAAAAAGAAAGGAAUGUAAUUUUUUUAAAUGUCUUUUAUUAUUUGAGUCUGAAGCAGGUGCCAAAAAUCUUUUAAAGCUGAAGUCAUGUCUUAUUUUUGGUACCAACAAAAGUCCAUUUUAUCAACUUCUUUGUCACAUGAAGUGUAGAGAACUUCUUUUUAUUAUUAAGGUGAAAAUCCAGCUGAAAAUUGUAACAUAUUUGAUAAAUUGGUUUCUUCAUUUUUAAUAAAAUUGAGUAUAACAUUGAAAUGGGAAA
Molecule: messenger RNA, 5313 nt
Organism: Pseudophryne corroboree (corroboree frog)
Lineage: Eukaryota; Metazoa; Chordata; Amphibia; Anura; Myobatrachidae
Gene: TUT4
Product: terminal uridylyl transferase 4
Exons: 30
Coding region: 256-4725 (1489 amino acids)
Molecular function (GO): zinc ion binding; nucleic acid binding; RNA uridylyltransferase activity
Source: RefSeq, a predicted model, not a curated record